This is a messenger RNA of Dunckerocampus dactyliophorus (ringed pipefish), 4106 nucleotides long. RefSeq names its product plasmanylethanolamine desaturase 1 (gene peds1b). Gene Ontology annotation, molecular function: oxidoreductase activity. The record is from RefSeq and is a predicted model, not a curated record. NCBI's taxonomy places the organism in Eukaryota, Metazoa, Chordata, Actinopteri, Syngnathiformes, Syngnathidae. Bases 62 to 889 code for a protein of 275 amino acids. The transcript has 6 exons.
GUUUCCGUUGGCUCCUGACUAGGAGCAGAGAGACUGUAGGGGUUGGGCCCAAAGUGGAGAAAUGGCGAGAAUGGUGGACGAGAGCGGGUGUAGAGAGGAAUUACAAAACCAUGAGCAGCAGGGACCUUGUGGGGGUGCGGCGAGAUGGGGACCACAACACGCUGGUGCCCGAGAAUUGGCCGAUUUAUAUUCGCCAGGCAAAAGAUGUCAAGAGUGGAUUAGUGUUGUCCUCUGCUUCUCUCUCAUGGCCUUCAAUUUCAUUCACCUCCUUGCCAAUUUCCACCUAGGACAUUUGUGGUACAUCCUUAUGGGGAUUGCGGCAGGAAUCCUCACUGCAGACUUUGCGUCAGGCCUUGUUCACUGGGGGGCUGACACAUGGGGAUCAGUGGAUCUCCCCAUUGUUGGAAAGGCCUUUAUACGACCCUUUAGAGAGCACCACAUUGACCCCACAGCCAUCACUCGCCAUGACUUCAUUGAGACCAAUGGCGACAACUGCAUGUUAACCAUCAUCCCUCUCAUCAACAUGGCCUUCAACUUCCACACACUCUCCCCUGCGGAGAUCUACCAUAUCUACCCGUGGUACUGCUACCUGUUCGCACUAGGCAUCUUUGUGACACUCACCAACCAGAUUCACAAGUGGUCUCACACGUAUUUCGGCUUGCCUGGCUGGGUGAUGUUACUGCAGGACUUGCACAUUAUCCUUCCCCGCAAGCACCACCGCAUCCAUCACGUCUCCCCACACGAGACAUACUUCUGCAUCACGACAGGUUGGCUCAACUACCCCCUGGAGAAGUUGGGCUUCUGGAGGAACCUGGAGGAUCUCAUCCAGGGCAUCACAGGAGAGAAGCCCAGGGCAGAUGAUCUCAAAUGGGCUCAUAAAGUCAAGUAAUGCCACAGGUUAACAUCACCCUACCUCAGAAGACGCUGGAUCCGUCCAGGCUUCUCAUCCCCCUUUUUUCCUCAAUGUAAACCAUCUGAAGAAAAACUAACAGGUUUUGAUGCCAUAGCUUUGACUCUUGCACAUUUUGUCUGCUUUUCAAGACGAUUUUUUCAUUACACAUCAUGGAGAUGUUCAUUUCAAACUGCAAUGUAUUUCUUAACUCUCAUCUAGAGCAAUAAUUUCUCACUCUUUGCAAAGAGGUCAGAUCACUUUCUAGUGUUUCUUCUCACUUCAGAAAAAAAUGAAACCAGGAAAACGAGCCUCAGAUGUUCAUUUGGAUUAUAUUUAGCACUGGCUUACUUCAGUGAUAUAAUUAAAUAUCUAAUCAAAUAUCUAUUUGAUGCUCACAAAGAUUAUUAUUAUAGUGGAAAGAAAUGUAACUGGAGAGAAACAAGAAAGCUUUCCUGUUAUGGAUAGUGAAAGAACAAAUUGAUGAAUAACUACUGUUACAUUUGUUGACCACAAGCACUUUUUUUUUUUACAUUACAUUGUCAUUCUGAUGUCUAAUCAAUAUUAAUAGUUGUUUCCAGCCUUCAGCUUUAAACACACUUACAGCCAUGUUUAAUGGUGGCUUGACCAAGAUAUUGAAAAAAUAAAUAGUUAAACCUGAACGCAAAAAUCAGUGGCGGGAUGCUUAACAUCAGGUCAGAAACCAAAAGGAAUAAAGAGAAAUCACAUUCAAAUUACCUGCUGUGUUAAUGACGAGUCAUCUUCUGGAUUCAGUCCAUUGCUUACUUCAUCCAUUGAAGAAAACUGCAUAUUCAGGAAGUUUUGCGUUGCCACUCUUUUUUUUUUUUUUGUCACAUUGGGGGAAAAAAACAAAAACACAUUGGCCACAAUUUUAGGUAUAAUAUAGAAGACAACUCUUCUUUUCAAACAUACUUUUUAGUUUUUGAUCUCACUCAGAGGGAUAAUAGUUCAUGAUAAUAAGUGGGUGUUGUACAUUUUUUAAAUAAGAACAUGCCAGUCAUUUAAAUGAAGCCUAGUUCAGCGCCACAAAAAAAAUAACCUCAGCAAAUAUGCAUAAACUUGAAUAUUAAAAACAAUUAAAAUGACUUAUUAUUCUUGUUGUGAAGGAGUCACAUUUGAUUGUACCUAAUUGGGUGGCCUGAGUGUUAAUGUUCGGAGUCUGUCAGGUUCAUAAUCUCUUCACAUGACUUUGCGGUCGGGGAAGAGGCGCAAGCAGUUUUGUCAAGCUGCCUUACACUGCACAGAUGCAGAUUGUUUGUGUUUUUGUUGUUUGGCUUCACUGUGUAUGUUAAGAUCCUGUUUGGUGUCUUGCAGUUACUCACACACUCAUGCUAAUGUUGACAUGAGGUCUAUUCCACACAUCAUCAUUUUUUAAAAUGUGUGUAGGGGAUGUAUUUGUGUGCACAACAUUCCUGUCUGUGUGUAGUUGUGGCAAGUGGACGGGGUGGCAUUACAAGGGCUUACAAGGGUGAUGAUGGUGAGCCAGGAGUUUCUUCACUCUUACAGAUGAGAUUAUGUAAUUUAGUGGCUGGUGGUUUGUUUUUAAAUGCUUUUGUGAGUAAUUUGUGUGUUGUACAGCAAAUAACUAUGCAGUGUGAUAACAGCCUCUUAACUUUGUCUUAAUGCGUCUGAUUAGUCUAAUGCCUUCGGUGAAGCCUUUACAGUCAUUUGCAAAAGUGUUUGACAAAAGAAAUUAACAAAGAAACAUCAAAAUUGUGCGUCAUCAUCCUCCCCCUUUAGUUUGUUGAACACAGACGCUGAUUAGGGAGGAAUGAGGGAGUGCUGCGCUCAACAGACCUUCAACGUUGACCCAACGGACUGAGGAUUGAACUACCUAAAUUAUGUCUUCAUUCGGAGGGAAAUCCUGGCAGGCAACCAGGUUAAAAGGCUUGAUUGUUGUGCUUCCGAUAGUCUAAGUAAGUACCGUAGGCAGUUUAGGGAUAGUGACAUCUACUAUAAGGCCACAAUUAUCUUUUUAUACUACGGAAUAUUCCAAUUUUUAAUCCAUUAAACUUGAUUAUAUGGAAUUUAGGGUGGCAGCAGAAACACAUACUUCAAUUCUCAAUUUCUGUUUGUGUUCUAGUUCUAUUAGGAUCAUUGUAAGUGGACAUAAUAAAACAACACAAUUUCUGAGAUAUUUAUGGUCACACCAAUUCUGCUGCAAACUUUCUUCAGUGUAGAUCAACAGCAAAAGAACACACUUACAUUUCAUAGUGCUUGUAGAGUAUUGUGAAAAUCAGUUUUGUGUGCACUUUGUAGUUAAAACGCAAUGCUGCUGGUUGUUUAGAGAUGUUGCAUCAGUAUUAGGAACACAAAGAUGUUUCUUUUGGAGGCUUCAGUGUUUUAGUGAUGAUAUCAAAGACAUUUAGAGGAGGUUUUGUGUUAUUUGGUGCUACAACUUUGAACGACUAUGACAUUCAUUUGGGGCCGCACGGUGGUCUAGUGGUUAGCAUGUUGGCCACACAGUCACAGUCAGGAGAUCGGGAAGACCUGGGUUCGAAUCUCUGUUGGGCAUUUCUGUGUGGAGUUUGCAUGUUCUCCCCGUGCGUGCGUGGGUUUUCUCCGGGUACUCCGGUUUCCUCCCACAUUCCAAAAACAUGCAUGUUAGGUUAAUUGGCGACUCUAAAUUGUCCAUAGGUAUGGAUGUGAGUGUGAACGGUUGUUUGUCUAUAUGUCCAGGGUGUACCCCGCCUGUCGCCCAAAGUCAGCAUACCCUUGCGACUCUAAUGAGGAGAAGCGGCAUAGAAAAUGGAUGGAUGGACAUUGAUUUGUUUAUAAUAGUAAAAGACUUUGUUAAUGCAGCUUUUUGUUAUUGAACUUGUGAUCAAGCUGUGUUUAUUUUGUUGUGUUGAGAUUGGGUGCUCCCACUUGAACUAGUAAAAAGUAAUGAAUGUUAAGACAUGCAUUGUUUGAGUUGCUUGGUAUUGUUAUUGAAUUGCCUUAUCCUCUCCCUGAUUGAUUUACUGUAAAUCAUGUCAGCAAAACACUUUUGAGACUGACAUUAAGUUGCCCUUCAAUUGUCUCUCAUUUCUUCUGAGGCAAGGCCCAUGUGGAUGUUGUGGUUGGUGAUGAUGGACUUUUAGAUAUCACAAUAAUAUACCUUGAUGCCUUUUUGUUGUCUUCCAUUUGGGAGAUGUACAUUGUGUAUAUUAAACUGCAUUUAUAUAUAAACUAAAUAAAAUGUCAGUAAUUACAA